This is a messenger RNA of Setaria italica (foxtail millet), 3016 nucleotides long. RefSeq names its product mitogen-activated protein kinase 11. The record is from RefSeq and is a predicted model, not a curated record. The transcript is spliced from 10 exons. Bases 536 to 2161 code for a protein of 541 amino acids. Gene Ontology annotation, biological process: protein phosphorylation; intracellular signal transduction. Gene Ontology annotation, cellular component: nucleus; cytoplasm. NCBI's taxonomy places the organism in Eukaryota, Viridiplantae, Streptophyta, Magnoliopsida, Poales, Poaceae. Gene Ontology annotation, molecular function: ATP binding; MAP kinase activity.
CAAAGUUCACCGCACCACACGCGGAAAAUAUCCCUCCCCAACCCCAUUUCAGCUGCGCUCUCGACCCCGUCGCCCACCUCUCUGCUCCGCCGACCGCCGCUGCCCUGCCGCACAACAACCCGCCGACAAGGCGGCCGCUCUUCCGUCUCCAUCCCCCUUGUCCUGCCCGCUCAGCGCCUCCUCCUCCUCCCCAGAUCCCGAAUCAGAGGAAUUACAGCCUCCGCCGUCGCCAUCGCCCACCCCUGCGGUGCUGUCUUGUCUGGAAGCCUUCGAGGACCCCGGCCGUGGCGGUGGCCGCGGCAGAUACGGCCGCCAGAGGCGCGGGGUGCAUGAGGAGGAGGAGUGGCGGGGACGACUGCGGGCUCGCCAUCCGGAGCAGGAGCAGAUGGGGGAAGUGCGGCUGAUCCAAGCCUGAGAGAGAUAACGAGAGAACAAGGGGCUGUCUGGUGGAUUUUCUUGAGGGAAGGCGAGUAUCGGGAGCAAGGAAAGAGCACAUAUUGUAUCUUGGGAUUAUUGCUCAGCAGUUGGCGCCAAGAUGCAGAACAAUGACUGGCGGAAGAAGAAUGCACAGGAAAUGAAUUUCUUUUCUGAAUACGGUGAUGUUAAUAGAUAUGAAAUUUUGGAGGUCAUCGGGAAAGGAAGUUAUGGACUUGUAUGUUCAGCAAACGAUAAACAUACUGGAGAGAAGGUUGCAAUAAAAAAGAUACACAAUAUUUUUGAGCAUAUAUCGGAUGCAGCACGCAUACUCCGUGAAAUAAAACUUCUGAGGCUUCUGAGGCACCCUGACAUAGUGGAGAUAAAGCAUAUAAUGCUACCCCCAUCCAAAAAGGAUUUUAAAGACAUAUAUGUUGUCUUUGAACUUAUGGAAUCAGAUCUUCAUCAGGUCAUAAAGGCUAAUGAUGAUUUGACGAGGGAGCAUUACCAGUUUUUCCUCUACCAGAUGCUUCGGGCUUUGAAAUAUAUUCACACAGCAAAUGUCUAUCACCGAGAUCUAAAGCCCAAAAAUGUACUUGCUAAUGCAAAUUGCAAACUCAAAAUAUGUGACUUCGGCUUGGCAAGAGUGGCAUUUAGUGAUGCACCCACUACAGUCUUCUGGACCGAUUAUGUGGCGACAAGAUGGUAUAGAGCUCCUGAACUGUGUGGGUCAUUCUACUCCAAGUAUACACCAGCUAUUGAUAUCUGGAGUAUAGGGUGCAUAUUUGCUGAGGUGUUGAUAGGAAAACCUUUAUUCCCUGGAAAGAAUGUAGUUCACCAGUUGGAUUUAAUAACUGAUCUUCUGGGAACACCGCCAUUAGAUGCUAUUUCUAAGGUACGGAAUGACAAGGCAAGAAAAUACCUGACGUGCAUGCGGAAGAAACAACCUGCAUCUUUCUCGCAGAAGUUUCCGAAGGCUGAUCCAUUAGCUUUACAGUUGCUUAGGAGGCUUCUAGCUUUUGAUCCAAAGGAUCGCCCAUCUGCAGAAGAGGCAUUGGCAGAUCCUUACUUCAAUGGAUUAGCAAAGGUAGAGAGAGAACCUUCUUGUCAACCAAUUCCAAAAGUGGAGUUUGAAUUUGAGCGCCAUAGAGUAAGAAAGGAGGACAUCAAGGAACUGAUUUUUCAAGAAGUUUUGGAGUACCAUCCUCAACUACUGAAGGAGUACACCAGUGGGACAGAAAGGCCAAAUUUUCUUCACUUAAGUGCUACUGACCAAUUUCGAGAACAAGUUACCCAACUUGAGGAAAAUGGCAACAAAAGUGAAGUAGCACCAGUACAGAGGAAACAUGCUUCUUUGCCAAGGUCAACAGUAGUGCAUUCAGCUUCUAUUCCUUCAAAGGAUCAUAGACAUGAGGCGUCAUCUAGUACAAAGCGUGUGGUAGAUGGAUCUUGGAAUGAACAAAUUCAUGGAGUACAUGCAAGUAUAGCUGGCAAACAUUCAACAACUGUUAGGCCUGUGAUGUCCUGUGAUAGUAAAAUUUCCCAGGAUAUGAAUGAUCCAAGGAGCUUGGCACCCUCAAAUCCAUGGCAACCAAAUAUCAUCCAUUUUCCGAAUCAUGCUGUGAAUUUUCAGAACCUGCCAUCUAUGGGUUCUCUACUUGAUGCAACAAGCCCAGCCCAGAAUAUGCCUGUAGCCACUCCAAGCACUGAGUCCAGACCAGGGCAAUUGUACUUGUAUAUGCAUUAAUCAGUUACUGCUGACAGAGUCGCUGUACAAGCAGCCUCUGCUUCUCAUGGCCCUGUUCCAGCUGUACCUUACAGCAUGCCAGGGUUAUGACAAUUAAUCUAUUGGAUCAAGGAAAUCUGGCUUUCUUAUCUGCUAUCCAAUGAAGUAUGAAUAUCGAAGUGCAGCUGGAGGCAGAUAUUUCAGGUCAGACAACAGGACGAUCAACAAGUUCUCUUUGCAACCAAAGUCAAUGGAACAUUGAGUCUUGGCCCCACCAAGUGAUCAAAUUAAUGCCUACAGAAGACCUUUGAGGUAUUAAAGCAAAAUAAUAUGAUCAUCACGACCUUAUAUUAUUGUUAUCCUGUGUUCCAGAGUUGUUAGUGGUAAAGGUGUUUCGGAUAUGCUUUAUUUAGCAAUCUGGGUUUGCAAGGUGAAAGACUGAAAGAAUGCAAGUAGUGCAACACAUAAUCAAUGGUUUUGACUCAGCCUGAUAUGAUCUUCAAUCCUGUGAGCACCACCUAGUCAAGUGGCCAUGGGUUUUCUGGAAGCUCUCUACCCAGUAUUGGAAUCCUGUGAAUGAGCCCCAGUUAAGUGGCCAUUGGUUUUCUGGAAGCUCUAUAACCCCGUAUUGUAAUUGUAAUGGUUACUCGGAAUUAGAGGCCAGAAUACAGAGGUGCUACAAUUCUCCAGUUCACUGACAGUUGGGAUCAAAAUCUAAUAUAUUGAUAUUUGGGCCCUGAAUUAGUACUGCUGAACACACUAGGGAUGAUUCAUUAUGCUUUUGAUCCAAUGCUUGUGAGACGAAUGCAUGAAACUGUAAUUUUGACUUCUAAAUAAAGUUACCAGUCAUCUGAAAAGUUUUUCAAAUAUUUCACA